AUGAGCGGCUACCUCUGGAAAUACUUCCUCGAAGAUGAUGUCGACAAUUUCCGACAUGUCCUCACAUCCACCUCGCAUACGUUCCGUGCGGGAACACAAAAAGGGUUGGCAGGCUGGCAGAGUGGAGGGCAUGCCCCGGCGGUGAACAGCAGCCCUGGCAGCUAUAACGCCUCGCCGAUGCAGAGCGCCAAAAGUCGAAGGACGAUUGGUGCUGGUGUUUCUCUAACGCGGACCGACAUCAACAGUCGCGACGCAGCGGGGAUGACCAUCUUGCAUCAUGCCGCAUCAUCGACGUCUGAGAAUGCCGUCGAAUUUGCGCAAGCUCUCCUCGAACACCCGUGGACAGAUCUGUACAUCCAGGACGCGGAAAACGGCUGGACCCCACUACAUAGAGCAUUCUACUUCGGGAAUAUUGCAGUUGCGCGAUCCAUCCUGAAUCGCGACGCACAGGACGUUCUUGGCCAGGGGUCUGGUGGCUUUAAUCAGCAUGCACGAGGUCUGGUUAGGAUUAAGGAUAACGAGGGUUAUGGUCCUCUCGAUUUGUUUGCGAUGACGAUCAAAGACCGCACUCUUCGACCGGAUGAGGCGCCUAUGACGGACUCGGACUCGGACGAUGAAAUGGCGCAUGGCGACAGUGGUGACGCAGACGACGAGAUGCGCAGGCAACUGAUCACUCCGACGGUCUUGCUUGGAGGCGACGAGGUGUAUACCUUUGGCAGCAACAAGAACGUGACACUAGGCUUCGGUGACGAAGAUGACCGCCAAUUCCCUGAGCGCAUCAUUCUGCGAAGGCCGGAUCACCUCCUCCAGAGGUUUUACAGAGAGCAUCGAGCAAGACAGAAUCAAUACUGGGCUGCGAUGGGCUUACCUCCACAAGAUUCCGGUCCAACGCUACCCAAGGUUACAGUGGAUUUGCCCACUCACAUUCGCAACAUCCCCAUCGUCAUUCAAGACGUGCAGAUGUCAAAGUUGCAUACUGCUGUUUUGACGGCAGAUCCUGUGUCGAAUCUUUACAUGUGCGGUCAUGGUCCUGGAGGUCGACUGGGAACGGGCAACGAGACUACUCGGUAUCAAUUUACCUGCAUUGAAGGCGGUGGAAUGGGCCAGAAAAAGACUGCUGCAGUUGCCCUUGGCCAAAAUCAUACACUGGCUAUCACCGACGAGGGAGAGGUUUUUUCGUGGGGGAACAACGCGUUUGGUCAGCUGGGUUACACUCUUCCGAAACCAGUAUUGAAAGAUGACGACCCUAUCUCAACGCUCCCUCGACAGAUCUUUGGGCCCUUGAAGCGCGAACUCGUGGUAGGCAUUGCGGCGUCCCGAAUCCAUUCAGUCGUACAUACUACAACGUCUCUAUACACUUUUGGCAAGAAUGAAGGCCAACUUGGCAUUGUCGAUUCAGACGCCCGGUCCCUCGAAAUGCAAAUCAUUCCCCGGAAGAUCGCAGCCUCUUUGUUCUCCUCAUCCAUCGCUUCGGUAUCAGCAAUCGACGGCGCUUCUAUAUGUCUCUUGGAGAAUCGCGAUGUCUGGGUCUUCGCAAAUUAUGGUUACUCGAAGAUCAGCUUUCCCCUGGACGGGUUCACAAGUCAUUUCCUGAAGGAAAGUUGGCUGACAACGAAGUACGACACAACGCCGAACAAAGUCAAGAAGAUUACUUCUGGUGGCGACACCAUCUGCGCGUUGACCACGUCUGGCGAAGUGUUUACUGUCACAGUCAACCGACGGUUGGAAGGGACACAAGACGUCAGUGCCUCGACGACCAACCCAAAGCAGAUUCGUGGAGCUUUGUCCGCGCCUUAUCGCAUAUGGUCCUCGAAGAAGAGUCAAAUGGCAGCAAGAGAUGUUGACGUUGAUCAGGACGGAUCGAUCAUUCUGACCACCGACGUUGGCAGUGUGUGGAGACGAACCAAACGAGUGACGAUCAAGAACGCGACCAGCACAGGCGCUUCAGAGACAAGACCAAAAGACUACAAGUUCCAGCGCGUGUCUGGUCUGACUCGCGUCAUCGCCGUUCGAGCUUCUGCAUUUGGGGCUUAUGCAGCCGUGCGCAAGGACUGCAACGUGACGAGAGACCAGAUUGGUGUAGAUGAAAUAGGUCUUUGGGACGAUCUUGCGCCACUACUUUCCUUCUACGACUUGACAAAUUAUGAAGAGACGUCCGAUGACGAAGAGCCUGUCCCCAGGUAUUGGAAUCGGUCGCCAGAUGCGCAAGCUCUCCGCAAACGUACGCUGAAAUCGAGAGACUUGGAGAAGGAAGUCGCUGAGAUUUUGCAACGAUCAUCGACAUCUUCGGAACGCACGUAUAAUGUGGAAGUUGGGACUACACUCUCUGACAUCCGCAUCCCCAUUCACGAGUUCAUUCUUGCUGGACGUACCAGAGUGUUCCGGGAUGCGAUAAUCAAUUUCCAUGCACAUGGCUCCGAGCAUAUCAUACCUGAUUUGUUGACCAUCAAGCAAGACGGCGAAAAGUUGUUGGUACUCUUCCACGGCUUGGACUUCCUUACCAUCUUCAACUUGGUUUUGUAUAUUUACACUGAUCAAGUCGUUGAUUUCUGGAACGUCACUCGGCACUACCCUACUUUGGCGUACAGAUACCGCUCUGUGCGAACUGAAUUGAUGAAGGUCGCUUCUCAACUGGAGCUGCGACAGCUUGAGCCGGCCGUGCGCCAGAUGGUCAAUCCGCGAAGGUCUCUUCACAUGGAUCUGGAACUCGCCAUCAAAGAUCGAACGUUCUUUGAAAGUGGGGACGUAAUCGUCGAUCUUGCAGACGGCGAGAUGCUUCUUCACUCGGACAUCAUCUGUCAACGCUGUCCCUUCUUUGAGGGUCUCUUCCGAGGUCGUGCCGGAGGCCAAUGGCUUUCCGGGAGACGUACGGAGGAGUCUUCGCUCGUACGAAUCGACCUGACGCAUGUGGAAACACAUCUAUUCGAACUCGUUGUUCGUCAUCUUUACGCCGACGCUGGGGAAGAGAUCUUCGAUGAUGUUACAAGUGAGGACCUCAAUGAUCUGCUUGCGUUGGAUGAACUCCUUGAUCAUGUAAUGGACGUCAUGUCCGUGGCAAACGAGCUGAUGCUUGACCGUCUUUCACAAAUUUGUCAGAGGUUGAUUGGUCGCUAUGUCAACGCCAGGAACGUGUGCUCUCUCCUCACAGCAGUUGCACCGAGCUCGGUUGCCGAGUUCAAAGAUGCAGCGCUGGAGUAUGUCUGUCUCAGCUUGGAGGCAGUGAUGCAGAAUGGAUCUCUCGACGAGCUGGAUGAGGAUCUUUUAUUGGAGCUCAAUCAGGUUGCUCGCGAUAACCAGCUUGCAUAUCUGCCCUUCGCCAGGAGUGGGCGUGCAGAAGCACUUCUAUUUGACCGAUAUCCGGAGCUCGCUGAGCGCAUUGAGCGAGGCAAGCGUGCUAAGAUUGACGCCAUCGUACUCUCCAACAAAUACGCAGAUGGUGACGGCCUGUUUGGAUCUUUCAGGGCGCAAAGCCUGGAAGAAGCGUCCACUUCGCCCCUCCGCCAACGCACGCGAAGGAGAGCAUCGAAAGAAGUCGGCAGGAUCGAGCCCAGCAGCCCAGCGCUAACACCGCAGCUCAAGAGUAGACAGUCGGUCCAAGACCUCAUGUUUGAGAUGUCUGAAGGGGAAGACGAUGAUGGUGAUGGCGGUUUAUUGAAGAAGAUCAAGCCCCCGAAAUUCAAAGAACGAUUCACGGAAUCGAAAGACGAUGAGCUCACGGCUCCGGAAUCUCCCUGGUCGUCAGUCCGUCGGCAAAGCCAGUUGUCGCCUCAUAGUCUUGGUGAGGAGGAUAACCUUCCCGUCAAGUUCACUCCUCUCCAAUCGCCCGCCGUGCAAGAGACGAGGACACUAGAUCGACCAUGGGGCGCCACACCCUUAGCGAGUGCAAAGCUGGACCUCAAAGACAUCAUGAGCCAGACCUCAAGCGACAAGCCGUCGAACCUAACUCUGGGCCUGACGCGGAGCGAGAGCGAGCAAAAAGCCGCGAGUUCCUCGCACAGCAAGAUGUCGCAAAAGGAGCGUAAGCGCCUGCAACAAGCCCAGCAGCUGGGAACGCCGAUAGAAUCCCCGCAGCCAACACCCCCCGUUGUAUCUCCCUGGCAAGCCGCCGCCGCUCAACGCAAGCCCAGCAACGCUCCCAUCGUGCAACCUUCCCCUAAACCAGCCCCAUCGCCACAACCCCAGCAACAACCACAACCCCCCCGAGCAUCAAGCACCCCCCACCUCACCAUGCGCCAAACCGUCGCGCGAAAAAGCUCCACCACCCCCCAACAAAAAGACACCCCAGCAUCGCCCCCGCGCCCCUCAGCCUCAGAACGCGGCAUGUCCGUCUCCACGACCCCAAUCCCCACCCCACGCUCAGUCCGCCACAUCCCCAAGCCCUCAACCUCACUCACAUCGCCCAGCCAGCACCUCAGCAUCAUGGAGAUCCUGUCGCUGCAGGAAGCCGAGAAGGUGUCGAUUCGCGAUGCCGCGGCGAAGAGGAGUCUGAUGGAGAUCCAGCAGGAGCAGGAGUUUCAGGCGUGGUGGGAUGAGGAGAGUCGCAGGGCGAUGAGGGAGGAGGAGGAGGUUAGGCGGGUGCAGGAGAGGUCUGGGAGGGGGAGAGGGAGAGGUGCGGGGAAGGGGAGGGCGAGGGGGAGGGGGAAGAAGGAUGGUGAGGGGAAGGGCGAGGGGAAGGAGAAGAAGGUGGAUGCGAGUCCAGCGCCGGUUGUGAAUGCGCAAAAGUCGACGGCUAAGCAGGAUGGGGGUGAUAGAGGGGGGAGAGGGAGAGGGAGGGGAGGCCGGAUAGGCAGGGGUGGUGCCAGGGGAGGUGGGGCGCGGAAAGAUGGGGCUGCGGCUGUUCAGUCGCCUACUCCUACACCUGCUCCACGGGUUUAA
Messenger RNA from Dothidotthia symphoricarpi CBS 119687, 4875 nucleotides. RefSeq lists its product as uncharacterized. Lineage: Eukaryota; Fungi; Ascomycota; Dothideomycetes; Pleosporales; Dothidotthiaceae. The record is from RefSeq and is a predicted model, not a curated record. Gene Ontology annotation, molecular function: protein binding. The transcript has 3 exons. Bases 1 to 4875 code for a protein of 1624 amino acids.